CCAAACAUUCAUAAGAUCUAUCAAUAUUUUAUGAAACAUGAUCCAUAACAUUCACGUCAACCAAAAUGCAGAUACAUGGGCACCCAAACUAAAGCACUACGUAUGUCUAAGAAAUGGGAGUUUGCGCAGUUGUUGCACUUUUGAAUCAGGAAAAAAUAUAUACAUUAAUAGACUGCACCCUAUAUGACAAAAUGGUAACAAAAUCUUAAUUUUUGACACGACGUUUUUCAGGGGCACUUUUGGCCACUCAGAUGACAUUUUUGCCGUAUCUGAGAGGACUUGCACACAUAACGGGCACAUAGAGUAAAAAAGGGGUGUCAUGCGGUAAAAAAUGGGAGGCCACAUCCCCCCAAGCCCACCAAGCUCCGUGUUCUGCCACCUCUGCCUGAAAAUUCAUUUACAGGCUUAACUUAAACAUGAAAAACAAUUCCGGUAGUCCACAUUAGUUCUCAGUGGCUCAAUUUAGAGAAUGAGGCAGGAAGGAUGAGUACUCUGGGGAAAGUCCUUCAAGCAUAGGGAGAAAAGUCCACCCAGCAGGGCUCCCAGAUUUGAACCCCCAACCUCAGAAGGGCAGGCCGGAUGGGCUCACCACUCCCUCACCAUGCCAGAUUGUCAGGUUAUUCAAUGAGGCUUUGACAAAAAAACGAAAAAAAUAAAAAUAAAAAAUAGAAUGAGUUAUCGUGGAUAAGACAAUUUUAUCUUUAUUCCCAGUGAUUUUGAUUAUCAUCAAGAAAGUUGCGGAAAACUGAUAAGUUUGAAUUUUUCAAUUAAACUCCUGUGAGCUAUUUUUUCAUUUCUUUACUGCAUUUGUCCGAACAAAUGCAAAAGCAGGCAUUAAAAAUGAACAAGAAACUGAAGAAAGAAGGGUGGUCUAAUAUUUUUUGGAUCCAAACCUUGAUUAAAAUAUAUUAAGAUUUCGGUGGUGGUAAUAGGUUAAAAAGUUUUGGGUGUUGUCUUGUCAGUAAACAACCGAGGGAGACUGUUACUCCACUUUAAAUGCGAUCUCGGGAGGGGGACUUGAGAGUUUGUAGGGAAGUCGAGGGAGGAGGAAGAGGAGGAGUUUCUUGUGUGCGCUGCCGUUCAAGUGAGACCAGACCAUCUCAUUCUUCUGGACCACAAACAGGUCCGCACCAUCACAGUCUAUCAGGUUUGACAGCUUUUCCCACAGAGCGGUGUUUUCUCUGGAAAGAUCUUUUCCCCCAAGAAGUAAAGAUGGAACAAAUUGAAGAUGAUAAGCCCAAGAAGAAAAUCACCUUCUACCUUCUCUACUGCGUGUCCACCGCAGUCAUCGGCUCGCUGCAGUUUGGAUACAACACCGGCGUCAUCAAUGCACCUGAACAGAAGCUGCGGAGGUUCUUCCAAAAUGUGUCCCUGGAGCGCUUCAACGAGCCCUUCAGCCCGGGAGCCAACACCAUGGUGUGGAGUUUCGCGGUGGCCAUCUUUAGUGUGGGCGGCAUGGCGGGCUCUUUCAGUGUGGGGGCCAUUGUCAACAAGUUUGGCAGGAGGAAGUCCAUGCUGCUGGCGAACAUCCUGGCCCUGCUCGGCGGGGGCCUGAUGGGACUGUCCAGCCUCAGCCGCUCUUUCGAGAUGGUCAUCAUCGGCCGCUUGAUCAUCGGCGUCUUCUGCGGUCUGUGCACGGGACUGACACCCAUGUACGUGGGAGAGAUCGCCCCCACCGCCCUCCGCGGGGCCUUUGGCACCCUUCACCAGCUGGGCGUGGUUAUCGGCAUCCUGGUGGCGCAGAUUUUUGGUCUAGAGUCUCUUCUGGGCUCUGAUACUCUCUGGCCCAUCCUCCUGGCUCUGACUGCGCUACCUGCAAUCCUGCAGAGCAUCAUGCUGCCCUUUUGCCCCGAGAGCCCCCGAUACCUGCUCAUUGUCCUCAAACAGGAAGAGGAGGCCAGGAAAGCACUGGUGCGUCUGCGUGGCUGCGAGGACGUGAGUGACGACAUCGACGAGAUGAAGGAGGAAGGGAUGCGGAUGGCCAUGGAGAAGAAAGUCACCAUCCUGGAGCUUUUCCGCUCUCACAACUACCGGCAGCCCAUCAUCAUUGCCAUCGUCCUGCAGCUCUCUCAGCAGUUUUCUGGCAUCAACGCCGUAUUCUACUACUCCACGGGCAUCUUUGCUACAGCGGGUGUAACUCAACCCAUCUACGCCACCAUUGGAGCUGGAGUGGUCAACACUGUGUUCACUGUCGUAUCCCUCUUCCUGGUAGAGAGGGCGGGCCGCAGGACCCUACACCUCAUCGGACUGGCUGGAAUGGCCAUUUCUGCCUUGGUUAUGACCAUCUCGCUCUCUCUAGUGAAAACAAGCCCGUCCCUGAGCUACUUGGCCAUCGUGGGGGUCUUCGCCUUCGUUGCCAGUUUUGAGAUGGGCCCCGGUCCCAUCCCCUGGUUCAUCGUGGCCGAGCUUUUCUCACAGGGGCCUCGACCCGCCGCCAUGGCCGUGUCUGGCUUUUCCAAUUGGACCGCCAACUUCUUGGUGGGCCUUGGCUUCCCUAAACUGGAGGAACUUUGUGGUCCUUACGUGUUCAUCAUCUUCAUGGUACUGCUCAUCCUCUUCUUCAUCUUCACCUUCCUGCGGGUGCCCGAGACCAAAGGAAGGACCUUCGACGACAUCGCUCAAGGCUUCGCCGCGAGCGGCGCCAAGUCCUCCGGCUCCCCCGUGCCGGAGGCGGCGGUUGUGGGCCUGCCCGAGAGCAAAGAACCGCCGCCCAUGUCCCCCUCGGAAAAGGUCCCCAUGGUGGAUCUUCCUGCGGAGAAGCCGUAGGAGUAAGUCGUGUGACGACAGGGCGGUUAGCAGAGGUCAGUGUAAUAACAUCACGUACAAGACGACUUGUAGUUUGAAACAAAUCAUCUUAAACAGGAUUCCCCCGCCCCACACUUGGAAAUACCAAAAUAAUUAACUGAGGUCCUUGCAAGCCUGCUUAAGCGGAAUUGCCGGCCCUUGAAAGUUUGUUGACAUUCCUCGCAUGCUGCCUCCUUUUUAAGAGGAUCAACAUGUGUUCAGUGUUAAGACCCCCACCCCCACCCCCACCCCCUGGCCAUCAGCUGUCUUAGAAGGUAGCUGGAUUUGAGCUUUUAGAUAUUGAGGUCGAGCUCGGAAAAGCCAGGCUGACCCCAAAAACACUGAUGGCAAGGGUUCCCCAUGCACUCCCCUGAGUUGUACAGACAAAUAUUUAGGAUAGACUUCAAAAUAAAUACAUCAAAGCAAGGUCAUUCGUUGGAUCCUGCCGCAUGGGAACUGUCACAUGUGUGAAUCUAUUGUGAAGGUGUUGGACUUGGCUGCUAAAGAAGAAACGCCAUCCGUGUGGACGUCUACUCCCAAUAAGAAACUUGAUUGUGUGACAAUGAGGUGCAGUUUCAGCUCUUAACCUUCUGUACGUUUUACAUUAAACAUUGCUGUUUACCUCCCCCCCCCCCACUCAAAUAGAGGACCAAGAGCCACCUUUCACCAUUUGACUUUUUUUUUUUUUUUAACAUAUCCUAUUGUCAGUAUUUGUGCUCAAGCAAUUUUUUUUUUUUUUUAAAUUGCCAUGGCGCUAUUUGGUGGCCUCUUGGAGCUUACUGUGCAGUCAAAACUCUUGACUUGUUGAGCCCUGCCUAAGAGAAAUGGAGUGCUUUGCCGCCAACUUGUUCCAUGUACAGACUAUAACGAAGGUGGGGCCUCAAUUACGCGCAGAUUUUUGCUUUUAGCAGUGAGGUUCAUCCACCUAAACCAGGGUUAGCGGACAAAUGGGGUACGGGCCAGAACCAGCCCAUUGGUAAUGAGUUGGACGGCGCCGAGCUAAAAGCUGUGAGUAACUGACACCCACCUUUUAUAAUCGCUUAUACAUACACCACAAGAUGUCAGCGAAGCACUACAUUUCUAUUAAACAGAGCUACAGCCUGAAUGAAGCUCAUGUCCUCACUUCAACAUAGUUCCUUGGCACCGAGAUGCCACAAGAUGGCAACAAAGCAGUACUUUCAAACCGGACUGGGCUUUGGCCGAUCGUAAGAACAGCGACUAGGUGAAUGGUGCGAACGGUGACUCCGCAGGGGCCGACUGAUUCGAUCAAUUCUGUUGAUCUCGCAGGUCAGUGAAGAGAUCGAUUUAAAAACACUAGCAACUUGUAUUUGUGUCAGUGCUUUCAAUGCACAAAAAUAAACAUUUAUUUGUUUUUAAUACCGCUGCAGUGUCAGUAAUAGCUAACAGUUGAACGGAACUUGGCCAGCGGUGUUAGAUUUGCACUUUGCCAUGUCAGACUUUGAUGGUGACUGUCGAAUGUGCCUGCUUUAAUAAGUCAUCCACUGGAAACGUUCUACCAAUUUAUGUCAUAUAUCGGACUGCGACCUGCCCCGCUAGAUCCAUUUGUUGGCUGACAUGUUUCAGUUCACCCUCAUAUCUAGGUACCUAAUCUAUUGAGGAGUGUACAUUUGGUAAAUGCUCUAAUUUUUUUAUUUUUCAUGCACUUCUGUCUUUGGACCGUUACUAUACUCCUCCUGAAUGCCACUCUAUAUGCCAGCCUUUAUUAUGUAUAUUUUGCUCCGUCUGCAUUUUUAUAUUGGUAAAAGGUACGUGUCAAGCGGGUGUCGUAUUGUGACAUUCUUGCGAGAUGCUUUCAAAAGAAUUGAAAAUAAAUGUGUACAGCUGUU
Messenger RNA from Syngnathoides biaculeatus (alligator pipefish), 4631 nucleotides. It is a transcript of the gene slc2a3b, whose product is annotated as solute carrier family 2 member 3b. Gene Ontology annotation, molecular function: hexose transmembrane transporter activity. The record is from RefSeq and is a predicted model, not a curated record. Lineage: Eukaryota; Metazoa; Chordata; Actinopteri; Syngnathiformes; Syngnathidae. Gene Ontology annotation, cellular component: apical plasma membrane; basolateral plasma membrane. Gene Ontology annotation, biological process: monosaccharide transmembrane transport; response to insulin. The transcript has 11 exons. The coding region runs from base 997 to 2766 and encodes 589 amino acids.